Molecule: messenger RNA, 3914 nt
Organism: Tachysurus vachellii
Lineage: Eukaryota; Metazoa; Chordata; Actinopteri; Siluriformes; Bagridae
Gene: ogdhl
Product: oxoglutarate dehydrogenase L
Exons: 23
Coding region: 169-3156 (995 amino acids)
Biological process (GO): tricarboxylic acid cycle
Cellular component (GO): mitochondrion; oxoglutarate dehydrogenase complex
Molecular function (GO): oxoglutarate dehydrogenase (succinyl-transferring) activity; thiamine pyrophosphate binding
Source: RefSeq, a predicted model, not a curated record
CCUGCUGCUACAUGUACAGAGCUGCUGUGAUGCUCUAUAAGGAUUCAGCACAAUUUGACAUUGCGGGAUUAACAGACACUCAACACUUCGACACAAACAUCAUUCCACUCCAAAUCGGUGCAGAAAAGGACGUUUAAUCUUCGCAUUGCCUUUCAAGGCUGAACAGACAUGAGUCGAUUUCACUCCCUGGCCUCUCUCAGGGGUCUGUGGAUGAGGGCUCGUGUGUGGGACCCUCACCGAUGCUGUUCCUCUGGAACACCCCUCAAUACAAGCUAUGUGGAAGAGAUGUACUAUGCCUGGCUUGAGGACCACAAAAACGUUCACAAGUCUUGGGAUGCCUAUUUCCGAAACGCCCAAGCCGACAGUCCAGUUAGAGAAGCUGGGGAAAGGCGUCUGUCUGCUCUUCUCCAGGGUCGAGCCAAUUCACAGACACCUGCAAUGUCUCAGAGAGUGGUGGAGGAUCACCUAGCUGUCUACAACCUUGUCAGAGCCUACCAGAUCCGUGGCCAUCAUGUAGCUCAGCUUGAUCCUCUUGGCAUCCUCACAGCGGACAAUGAUUCUUUUGUCCCCUCGGAUUUGAUAACAACACUUGACAAACUUGGCUUCUAUAGCUUGGAUGAAUCUGAUCUAGACAAGACCUUCCAGUUGCCAUCAACAACAUUUAUUGGUGGUCAGGAGGCUGUACUUACACUUAGGGAAAUUAUUCGCAGACUUGAGGCCUCAUACUGUGGUCAUAUUGGUGUGGAAUUCAUGUUUAUUAACAAUAUCGAGCAAUGCCAAUGGAUCAGGCAAAAGUUUGAGACUCCGGGCAUCAUGAAAUUUACUGACAGAGAGAAGAGGACCUUACUGGCACGGCUGGUGCGUUCAACACGCUUUGAGGACUUUCUGGCUCGUAAAUGGUCUUCUGAGAAACGCUUUGGCUUAGAGGGCUGUGAGGUCCUCAUCCCUGCUCUGAAGAUGAUCAUCGACAAAUCUAGUGCAGCUGGAAUUGAGAGUGUAAUUAUGGGCAUGCCUCACAGAGGUCGACUGAAUGUCUUGGCCAAUGUUGUCAGGAAAGAUCUUGAUCAGAUUUUCUGCCAAUUCGAUCCCAAACUAGAGGCUGCAGAAGAGGGCUCGGGAGAUGUGAAGUAUCAUCUGGGUAUGUACCAUGAGCGGAUCAACAGGGAGACUGAUAAGAACAUCACUCUGUCUCUUAUGGCUAACCCAUCUCACCUUGAGGCAGUGGACCCUGUCGUACAGGGCAAAACUAAAGCUGAGCAGUUCUACAGAGGAGACAAUGAGGGGAAGAAGGUGAUGUCCAUUCUCCUGCAUGGUGACGCUGCAUUCGCUGGUCAAGGAGUUGUCUAUGAAACUUUCCACCUCAGUGAGCUUCCCUCAUAUACCACUCAUGGCACCAUUCACGUUGUUGUCAACAACCAGAUUGGCUUCACUACUGAUCCGCGAAUGGCGCGCUCCUCUCCUUACCCCACUGAUGUGGCUCGUGUGGUCAACGCACCCAUUUUCCAUGUCAACGCUGAUGACCCUGAGGCUGUGAUGUAUGUUUGCAGAGUGGCUGCAGAAUGGAGAAAUACCUUUAACAAGGACGUGGUCAUAGAUCUGGUUUGUUACCGGCGCUUUGGCCACAAUGAAAUGGAUGAACCCAUGUUCACACAACCUCUCAUGUACAAGCAAAUCUGCAAGCAGGAGCAUGUGCUAAAAAAAUAUGCAGACAAGCUCAUUUUGGAGGGAGUGGUUACUCUGCAGGAGUUUGAGGAAGAAGUGGCUAAGUAUGACAAAAUUUGUGAAGAAGCAUACACUAGCUCCAAAGAUGAAAAGAUACUCCAUAUCCGUCACUGGCUGGACUCACCCUGGCCAAAUUUUUUCACAGAUGAGGGGGAACCAAAGUCUAUGAGCUAUCCUCCCACAGGGCUUCCCGAGGAUGUCCUGAAGCACAUCGGCCAGGCUGCCAGCUCUGUUCCUCAGAAAGACUUCUCCAUUCACAGUGGAGUGUCGCGGAUCUUGCGAGGCCGUGCCGACAUGGUUAGCAAGCGUACAGUGGACUGGGCUCUUGGGGAGUACAUGGCCUUUGGUUCCCUGCUGAAGGAUGGUGUCCAUGUGAGACUGAGUGGGCAAGAUGUAGAGCGGGGAACAUUCAGUCAUCGUCAUCACGUCCUGCAUGAUCAGGAAGUGGAUAAGCGCAUUUGUGUUCCAAUGAACCAUCUAUGGCAGAACCAAGCACCUUACACGGUGUGCAACAGCUCCCUGUCUGAGUAUGGAGUUUUAGGUUUUGAGCUGGGUUUUGCUAUGGCCAGUCCCAAUGCCCUGGUAUGCUGGGAAGCCCAGUUUGGCGAUUUCCACAACACGGCACAGUGCAUCAUAGACCAGUUCAUCAGUCCAGGUCAGGCCAAGUGGGUCCGAAACAACGGCAUUGUCCUUCUGCUACCUCAUGGCAUGGAAGGAAUGGGCCCAGAGCACUCAUCAGCAAGGCCUGAGCGUUUCUUGCAGAUGAGCAAGGAUGACCCUGAUCGCUAUCAGGAAUUCACUGGAGAUUUUGAGGUCCAACAGCUCUAUGACUGUAACUGGAUUGUUGUCAACUGCUCGACACCUGCUAACUACUUUCAUGUGCUGAGGAGGCAGAUCUUAUUACCAUUCAGAAAGCCACUAAUUAUUUUUACUCCAAAGUCCUUACUGAGGCUCCCUGAGGCCCGCUCCAGCUUUGAUGAGAUGACCCCAGAAACCAAGUUUAAAAGAAUCAUACCAGAUGAGGGUCCUGCAUCUAAAAUCCCAGGCACUGUGAAGAGGGUCAUCUUCUGCACUGGCAAAGUCUACUAUGAGCUAGCAAAAGAGAGACAACAACUUGGACUGGAAGAUAGGGUUGCAAUUGUUCGAAUGGAGCAGAUAUCUCCAUUUCCUUAUGACCUUAUCAAGAAAGAACUUCAGAUGUAUGGCAAUGCUGAGCUCAUAUGGUGUCAGGAAGAGCAUAAGAACAUGGGUUAUUAUGACUACAUAAGACCACGCUUCCUUAGUGUGCUCUCCAACGAGAAACCAAUAUGGUAUGUUGGUCGUGACCCUGCUGCAGCUCCUGCCACAGGAAACAAAUUCACACACCUUGCAGAGCUAAAGAAGUUCAUAACCACUGCAUUCGACCUUAAUGCAUUUGAGGGCAAGAGCUUUUAAUCUAAUGAAAUACCUGUUGUCUAAAUGUUGCUUAGAACUUUUGCUUUAACCUCAUGGAAGGCUUGCAUUUAAAACACAAUGCAUAUAUAGCAAGAGAGCCCUGUAUCAUACGGGUUUUAAUUACCUUGUUCAUCUGUUUUAGAAACUAAUAUAGACAUGUUUAUUCAUAUCCAAGAACUAGUACAGAUAUUAAUAGAAUAUGAUAUUAGAAUGCAUGUGUGCAUCAGGUCUGGGAGUAUUUAGAGUAGAGUUUAUCACAAUGCUUGUUAUUCUUUCCCACACAAUAUUCUUUUCCCACAUCUCUCAUAAUUCUCUCUUUGUUCUGAGACACCAAACAGAUGGCAUAGUGAUAACCAGCAAUAUACUUUAUAGCCGUCAUGAUUUUCUUAGUUGCUCCUAAAUUACAAUUUUCCUUUUGGGACUAUGAAGUGUAGAGUAGGACUAUGAAGUAGGGCCAGUGUGCUUAUGAUACAUGUCUAAACCAAAGGAUAUAAACCAAACAUUCAUAGGUAAAUGUUUUGAAAUAAAUGAACAUGACAGUGUAAGCCUGGCCUUGUCUGAGCUCUUCAGCAAAAAUGAUAAAAAAUUACUGUUAAGUAAUUUGUUUGUCUUUUUAUUAAGUAUUACAGGAUAUUCAUAUGCAUUUACAGUAUUUAGCACACGCCCUUAUCCAGAGCGACUUAAAUUAUCUCAUUUUAUACAACUGAGCAAUUCAGGGUUAAGGGCCUUGCUCAGGAGCAAAACAGUGGCAGUUUGGU